Messenger RNA from Owenia fusiformis, 2103 nucleotides. NCBI's taxonomy places the organism in Eukaryota, Metazoa, Annelida, Polychaeta, Sabellida, Oweniidae. The record is from the annotation of a GenBank genome assembly.
AAACUAACUACCGAGUUUUGGUUGAGAUUAUGAAUGGUCAAGCCAGCUACUCUAUUUGAAGGAAUAAGUCAAGUGUGUAGUCACAACGAAUUUGAAGUAUGUAGUAUUAACUGAAAAGCUUAACAAAAUAAAGAGAUCAACAUUGUAAAAUAAUAGCGAACGGUAGUGUCGUGUAACAAUCGUGUUUCUUCUGACUGGAUAUCAAAAUGUGGCAAAAAAUAGCUGGAUUUAUUGUCGUGGUGCUCGGAAUAAUCUACGUCAGGCAACGGAAAAGAACAUAUACCAGGGAGCUCGCAAAUGAUCAAUAUGAUUACAUAAUAGUUGGUGCGGGAACAGCAGGCAGUGUUCUGGGUGGAAGGUUAAGCGAGGAUAAAAAUGUUUCCGUCUUGGUUUUGGAAGCUGGAGGCGAGGAGGAUACUCACCCUGAAAUAGAAAUUCCACUUGGUUGUGGAGGCCUCCAGAACACGCAUCUAGAUUGGCAAUACCGCACUGUACCUCAGAAACACUCUUGCUUUGGUUACCACAAUAAUCAAAGCAGAUGGCCCCGGGGUAAAGUGUUAGGAGGGUCGGGAAUGCUGAACUACAUGCAGUAUUAUAGGGGGCACCGACAGGACUAUAACCAGUGGGAAAAGUCCGGGUGUACUGGGUGGGGCUGGCAGCACGUUCUGCCAUAUUUCAAACGUUCGGAGAAUAUGCAGUCUGAAGCAGACAUGAACUCAGACCUACAUGGUACUGAUGGGCCUAUCAAGGUGAAUCGUAUUCAGGAGACGCAGCUCGCGAAUUCUAUACUAAAUGCAUUCUCUCAAAUAGGCCUACCCAUCCGCGACCCAAGCGCAGAGUCAGUGGAAGGGGUUGAUUACAUGAAGGCAACCGUAGAUGAUGCUGGCUAUAGAUCUAGUACAUUGAGGGGAUUUCUCAGACCUGCGAUGCACAGGGAAAAUCUUCAUGUUGUGACGCAAGCACACGUCACGAAGAUUAUUUUCGAGGGGACGACAGCUGUGGGUGUUGAGUACGUGAAAAAUGGAAAGACACACCAGGUGACUGCGAGAGAAGAGGUAGUGCUGUCAUCGGGAUCGAUAAAUUCCCCACAGUUGCUCAUGUUAUCUGGUGUCGGACCAAAGCACCACCUCGAAGAACUAAAUAUUCCAGUAGUAGCAGAUCUUCCGGUUGGUGACACAUUGCUUGAUCAUUUGUUUGCUGAGUUUGUGCAAUUUAGUGUAAGGGAGCCACUUGGCCUGACGUUUGACCGAGCUACUAGCUUCAGCCAGAUAGUGAAGUUUCUCGCUAGGGGAACAGGAUAUCUUCGUAUCCCAGGAGGUCAAGAGGUGGUUGCAUUCUCCAAAUCUCGCCAUCAACCCGAAGAUGAGGAGCGGCCCUACUUACAGUUUUUAGCCUUUUCUGGUAUGUGGGGUAUGCAACCUGGUGUAGAUGACGCCAUAAACAAUGUUGGAUGGACGCCAGAGACGUUUGAUGCCUUAUAUGGUGCUAAUGACAACCGUGAUGGUCUUGGUAUCCUGCCUGUCCUCCUGCGUCCUAAGAGUAAAGGGACUUUGAGGUUAAAUACCACGGACCCAUUAGAUCACCCAAUUAUUGAUCCAAACUAUUUAUCGGAUAUAGAAGACGUAGAACAUUUAAUAGAUGGCAUAGAGCAGUUGAGACGUUUAGUGAACACAUCGGCGUUUCAAGAAAUAGGUGCUGAAUUAUACGAUCCCGUGACGCCCGGAUGUGCAGCGUAUCCUUACGCAACGAGGUCCUAUUGGGAAUGCUUCGUGCGUCACCAUGCAGCCACCCUGUACCACCCGGUAGCCACUUGCAAAAUGGGCGGCUCUGAUGAUGAAACUGCAGUGGUUGAUCCAAAAUUACGUGUGCGGGGGUUAAGAAAUCUCCGUGUUAUAGACGCUUCAGUUAUGCCAACUCUUCCAUCGUCAAAUACCAACGCACCAACCAUAAUGAUUGCUGAACGCGGGGCAGACUUUAUUAAGGAAUCUAGGUCUUGCAGGGUGCGGUCUUCAUUAUGUGAACAGUAAACCAUUCCUAUUUGUUCGCAGAAUUCCUUUCUGUUAUUAACAUUAACAAGGUAUUAUCAUGCAAAAUGUCACCACC